AUGAAAAACCAUUCUACUGUGACUAAGUUUCUACUUUUAGGAUUAACUGACCAGUCAGAGCUUCAACUGCCCCUCUUCUGCCUUUUCUUAGGGAUCUACAUGGUUACCAUGGUGGGAAACCUAGGCAUGAUUUCAAUAAUUGGAUUGAAUUCUAAACUUCACACACCCAUGUACUAUCUUCUCAGUAGUCUGUCUUUUUUAGAUGUCUGUUAUUCUUCUGUCAUCACUCCCAAAAUGUUGGCAGGGUUUUUAUACAAAGAUAAAGCUAUUUCCUAUUCUGGAUGCAUGGCUCAGUUGUUUUUUUUCUGUAUAUUUGUCAUUUCAGAAUGCUACAUGUUGGCAGCAAUGGCCUAUGAUAGCUAUGUUGCAAUCUGUAAGCCACUGCUCUAUAAUGCCAUCAUGUCCUCUCUGGUCUGCUGUCUGCUAGUGGCUGGUGUUUUCUCAGUAGGUUUGAUAGAUGCUGUGAUUCAUGUAGGUUGUAUAUUAAGGUUGUCUUUCUGUGACUCAAACAUCAUUAGCCAUUAUUUCUGUGACAUUGUCCCUCUUAUUAAACUUUCCUGUUCAAGCACUUAUAUUGAUGAACUUUUGAUUUUUGUCAUUGGUGGAUUUAACAUGGUGGCCACCAGCCUGAUGAUCAUUAUUUCAUAUGCUUUCAUCCUCUCCGGUAUCUUCCACAUCCACUCUAAAGAGGGCAGGUCCAAAGCCUUUAGCACCUGCAGUUCCCACCUGACAGCUGUUCUUCUAUUUUAUGGCUCCCUCAUGUCUAUGUAUCUGAAACCUGCUACUGACAGUUCCCUCACCCAGGAGAAAGCAUCUUCAGUAUUUUAUACUACCGUGAUUCCCAUGUUAAAUCCCUUGAUAUAUAGUCUGAGGAAUAAGGAAGUAAAAAAUGUAUUGAUAAAACUCUUAAAAAGAAAAGUAUCUCAUAAUGAAUGUGCUCCUUAUUAA
This is a messenger RNA of Orycteropus afer afer, 948 nucleotides long. RefSeq names its product olfactory receptor 8D4. The record is from RefSeq and is a predicted model, not a curated record. Gene Ontology annotation, biological process: sensory perception of smell; G protein-coupled receptor signaling pathway. NCBI's taxonomy places the organism in Eukaryota, Metazoa, Chordata, Mammalia, Tubulidentata, Orycteropodidae. Gene Ontology annotation, molecular function: olfactory receptor activity; G protein-coupled receptor activity; odorant binding. Gene Ontology annotation, cellular component: membrane.